Molecule: messenger RNA, 1134 nt
Organism: Populus trichocarpa (black cottonwood)
Lineage: Eukaryota; Viridiplantae; Streptophyta; Magnoliopsida; Malpighiales; Salicaceae
Product: chlorophyll a-b binding protein P4, chloroplastic
Exons: 4
Coding region: 96-851 (251 amino acids)
Biological process (GO): photosynthesis, light harvesting in photosystem I; response to light stimulus
Cellular component (GO): membrane
Source: RefSeq, a predicted model, not a curated record
AAAAAACUAAUCAAGACCCUCCUCUGUCUCUGCCGGAACUCGGGUAGAAAGGGGAAAAAAAAUCAAACAACGAAGAAAGAAAGAAAAGAAAAAGAAUGGCCACCGUCUCAACACAAGCUUCUGCUGCCGUUUUCCGGCCAUGUGCUUAUAAGUCGAGGUUUCUCGCUGGGGCUCCAAGUAAACUGAACAGAGAAUUGUCCAUCAAACCAAUGGCAUCGUCAUCUCCUAGUUUCAAGGUUGAAGCCAAGAAAGGAGAGUGGUUACCUGGUUUGCCUUCUCCAUCUUAUCUAAAUGGCAGCCUUCCAGGUGAUAAUGGGUUUGACCCCCUCGGGCUUGCUGAGGACCCUGAGAACUUGAGAUGGUUCGUUCAGGCUGAGCUUGUGAAUGGUCGGUGGGCCAUGUUGGGCGUUGCAGGAAUGCUACUGCCAGAAGUUUUCACAAAGAUUGGAAUCAUCAAUGCUCCUCAGUGGUAUGAUGCUGGCAAAGCAGAAUACUUUGCGUCUUCAUCAACCCUCUUUGUGAUCGAGUUCAUACUGUUCCAUUACGUCGAGAUAAGAAGGUGGCAAGAUAUUAAGAACCCAGGAUGCGUUAACCAAGAUCCCAUCUUCAAACAAUACAGCUUGCCUCCAAAUGAAUGCGGGUACCCCGGCGGCAUCUUCAACCCCCUCAACUUUGCACCCACAAUUGAGGCCAAAGAGAAAGAGCUUGCCAAUGGGAGAUUGGCAAUGUUGGCAUUCUUAGGAUUUGUGAUUCAGCACAAUGUGACCGGCAAAGGACCGUUCGACAACCUCUUGCAGCACAUCUCAGACCCGUGGCACAACACCAUCGUCCAAACAUUUAGCGGGCAGUAGUUGCUUAGAUCAUCCCACUAAACUUGCACUUGUCUUUUUGUGCAACAAGACCAUACAAGUGAGAUCCGUCCAGCAGACUCCUCAAAACAUAACUUUUGCUACUGGUCGAAUGAACGAUGUGGUUGGGAAGGUGGCCCAAAGGAAAGUUAGCUAAAAUUCAAUUUUUUCUUGCUUAAAAUUAAUUUUUUUAUAUUCUCGGAUCGUUUUGAGGUACUAAUAUAAAAAAAUAUUAUUUUGAUGUAUUUCUAAAUAAAAAAUAAUUUAAAAAGUAACAUUUACCACA